Molecule: messenger RNA, 2710 nt
Organism: Labeo rohita (rohu)
Lineage: Eukaryota; Metazoa; Chordata; Actinopteri; Cypriniformes; Cyprinidae
Gene: phf19
Product: PHD finger protein 19
Exons: 15
Coding region: 246-1937 (563 amino acids)
Biological process (GO): regulation of DNA-templated transcription; chromatin organization
Cellular component (GO): nucleus
Molecular function (GO): chromatin binding; DNA binding
Source: RefSeq, a predicted model, not a curated record
UGAUGAUCGGUUUAUGUUAAUUACAUAAGCAAAACGUAAAUGAUUCGCGGGAAAAGGUGAAAAAAUGGCGACGUUCACUGACUGCAUUUCUGCGCCUCUGGAGCUGUAAAAACAUCAGAAACUCUCUUACACAUCGCGAAUGGGAUUUCGGGCUACCAGAGGAGGAAUAUCUGCACUUUUGGCGCGUUUUACCCGCGGGAUUGGAGAGAAAUCAAAGCGGAAGUUUAGGUGUGUCUGCAGUCAGCAUGUUGGUAUCGGCCUGUCGGGACGGAUAUCUGACAGUCGGGUCGGAACCUCUAGAAUCCAAGCACCUGCUUCCCAAGAGAGAGAAAACCUGCAGCGACCAGGAAACUAACUUGACCGUGGGCCAGUACGUGCUGUGUCGCUGGUCUGACGGCCUUUACUACCUGGGCAAGAUCCAGAGGGUGAGCACCUCAAAACAGAGUUGCUUUGUGACGUUUGAAGAUAACUCCAAGUUCUGGGUGCUUUGGAAGGACAUACAGCAUGCUGGUGUCCCUGGGGAAGAACCCAAAUGCUCAGUGUGUUCUGACAUGUCUCUGCAUCCUGAUAAUGAAAUUCUUAUCUGUGGAAAGUGUGGAAUAGGCUAUCACCAGCUCUGCCACUUGCCCCCAGUGGAGAGCUCAGCUGACCUUCCUCCGUGGUUCUGCAGGAAGUGCAUUUUCGCUUUAGCUGUGAGAAAAGGGGGAGCUCUGAAAAAGGGGCCAAUCUCCAAAGCGCUGCAGGCCAUGAAGCAGGUGCUGCCCUAUAAUCCAGAGGAGCUGGAGUGGGACUCUUUGCGUCGUACGAACCAUCAGCAGUGCUACUGUUACUGCGGAGGACCUGGAGAGUGGUAUCUGAAAAUGCUGCAGUGCUUUCGCUGCGAGCAGUGGUUUCAUGAGGCGUGUACGCAGUGCCUACAGGAGUCCAUGAUGUUUGGAGAUAGGUUUUACUUGUUCAUUUGUGCGGUGUGCAAUAAAGGAGUGGAAUACAUCAAGCGGCUGGCUCUCAGAUGGGUGGAUGUGGUCCAUCUUGCCCUGUACAACCUGGGAGUCCAAAGUAAAAAGAAAUACUUUGAACUGGAAGAAAUUCAGACCUUCAUCACCAACAACUGGGACAAUUUCCAGAUGGGCAAGCUCUCCAACACUCCUCUGUCUGAACGGGGCCAGUGUAUUCUUGAUGCCCUCAACAACUAUAAAAGCAAGUUUCUCUGCGGCAAGGAGAUCAAGAAGAGGAAAUACAUUUUCCGACUAAGAACAAGGGUCCCUCCUAACCCCCCAUCUAAGUUGUUUCCGGAGAAGGCCCAGAACAGUGAGGGCCACAGGGGCCGCAAGAAAGGGGCCAGCAGAAGCAGUAACUCUGUUCCUGCAGAGAAGCGGAGGAAGAAGAGGCACAAGUGGCUGCUGGAGGAUGCUAUUCCUAAUAAUGACCUCACCUCUGCCUGGAGCACCAAUCAUCACAUGGCCAACAUAUUUGACUUCACGCUGGAUGAGCUGCAGAGUUUGAAGAGCACCAGUUCAGGACAGACGUUCAGCAUGGACCAGGACUCCACCGACGCAGCCAGCACUUCUGGUUCUGCCACCACCAGCGUCUCCUAUGACUUCAGGAAAAAUGUGGGCAGUCGGAAGAGGAAGUUGCCCUCUUCUAAUUACACCGUGCUGGCCACAAAAAGAGAGAUGGUGGAGCGUGAGCUCAGCCCCAUCAGCAUGCCUGGAGAGGAGAGUAACGUCAUGAUGGAGAACAGCAUCGACAGCCACACCUUUGAGAGCAUCAGCGAGGACGAUUCCUCGCUGUCUCACCUCAAGUCUUCCAUCACCAGCUAUUUCGGGGCGGCCGGUCGGCUCACCUGCGGUGAGAAGUAUCAGGUUCUGGCUCGUAGGAUCACACCUGAAGGCAAGGUGCAGUAUUUGGUGGAGUGGGAAGGAACUACACCUUACUGAAUAUCACAGAACAGAGGUGUGAAACAGAUGGGCCGCAAAGGAAGGUGUCACGCGGGCCCCCUCCCCCCCAUAGUUUCUCCGUUUUGCUUUUCUGACAGUCAUAGUUUCGGAGUUCUAGUUUUGUUUUCGUUGUUCUCCACAAACCGCAUAUAGUGUUUUUUUUUUUCUAAUACUCUGGUCUUUACUCAUGUGGGACAUUAAAGUCUUUGCAGUGUCCUUUUAGGGCACUUUAAACAAACAUCAUUCUGUCUAGUAACAUAUACUAACCUUACAGUCUAACAUCAUUACUAGCUAGCAGAUAAAGUACAGUAUUAUACAACAUGAAGUCAUUUCACUUUAGUUUCGGGAUUCAAACCGUUUAAAAGCAUUCGCCCCUUUGAGUUUCAUUUCCUGUUAUUCACAAUGUCAAAGUUCGAGUUGUAAGUUUAGUGUUCAUCCAAAAAUGAGCGUUUGCUGCAAAUGUACUCACUCUCAGGCCAUGCAAGAUGUAGAUAAAUUUUUUCAUCAGAAGAGAUUUGGAGAAAUUAUCACUUGCUCACAACUGGAUCCUCUGCAGUGAAUGGGUGCCGUCAGAAUGAGAGUCCAAACAGCUGAUAAAAACAUCACAGUGAUCCAUAAGUAAUCCACACAACUCCCAGUUGAUCAGUUAACAUCUUGUGAAAUGAAAAGCUGCAUGUUUAUUACAAAAAAAAAAUCCAUCAAGGCAUUUUAACUUUAAAACUAUUGAAAAAAGCCUCCUGUUGUCCAUUCAUAUCAAAAUCUAACAUGUUUGU